GGUGGGGUGGGGUAAUUAUUUCCAUAUGAUAUUAAUCGCAGUUUCAAUGAAUUUUUUUUCAUAUACUUUAUUUCAUAAACUUUUGACGGAAUAUAUAAAACUCUUUACAUUUAUUUAAGAUAAUAAUGAACAUGAUUUGGUAACUUUUUUCUCCAUUGUUUUAGCAUGUAUAACAUGUAUGAUCAACUGAAAAGAGUCAAACAGUCUACUUAGUUGAAAAACCGACUUAUUUUCAACCAUAUUUCAACGUUGAAAGACGUAGUCAAACAGUCCAGCCAAACUACUUCGUUGAAAUCACGUCGAAAACCAGUCCAAGGCGGACCGACUUAUUUUCAACCAUAUUUCAACGUUGAAAGACGGUGAAAUGGUGAGAUGUCUCACUCAACUCAAAUCAGCUGGGGACUAAGAAAUACUUCAUAAACUACGUGUCAGAGAGAAGAGAGUGGGAGAAGAGUCCAGCAUCCGGCUGAGUUCACUGUUCAAGAGAGAGUCAACCUCUUGGGGCAUUUACGGGAGUAUCUCAUGGCAGCAUCUUAAUGUCAGCCAUACUUCCUCCACCCCCCUCCCCCACCCAUGCACUAUUCAGAUCUCAGGGGAAUCAAAGAGCCAAUUAAAACGUGGUAGCACUGAUGCGAGACCCAGCAGAGGUGAACUGUUGCUUGCUUCUGAACAACCAACACAGUUUAAGCCGUCCUCUGUUUCAAAGAACUAUCUGGAGCAACAAUAUGGAGCUCACAAAUACUCUUGAGCUACAGAUCAGAGCAUUACCUUCCUUUUAAACUGCAGACCACUGAACGUCUGUAGGUCAGCACUUGCUGAAUAGAGUAACCUCGGUUUUGUCUCACUGGAUUUAAACCGUGGUCGCCUGGACACUCAGAGAAGCCGGAACGCUUUCAACAUGGGCCCCAUGUAUAAAGGUGGCGGUCUGGAUCGGAACCCUCUCCAGCCAUGAGCUGAUCCCUCCUCGUACAAGGCGUCCCGGGGAGGAUGACAGCCGUGUGCCCAGCAGGGGUAGGCUCCUCCGGGGCUAUGGUGGGAGGCCCCAGGGUGUCUAGGGCUAUGACCGCAGGCGCAGGGGGUGAGGACGGAAGGUACGCCCGCUGGAGCCGCCAGGACAGCUCCGAUAUCGCUACGGAUGACGAGGGGGCCCCGGCCCGCCGCCUCACCCCCCUGGAGAGGCUCAACCUGGAAAUGUGCCAAGAUGACAGGGUAGUCCGCGAGCUCACUGUGGGGCGGCGUAUCGGCUUCUACAAGGUCCGCGGGGAGAUUGGCUGCGGAAACUUCUCCCACGUCAAACUGGGGAUCCAUGCCCUCACCAAAGACAAGGUGGCCAUUAAGAUCCUGGAUAAGACCAAGCUGGACCAGAAAACCCAGAGGCUGUUGUCCCGAGAGAUCUCCAGCAUGGAGAGACUGCACCACCCCAACAUCAUACGCCUCUAUGAAGUGGUGGAGACCUUAUCGCGUUUACACCUGGUGAUGGAGUACGCAGGUGGAGGAGAGCUUUACACCAAGAUCACUACAGAGGGGAAACUGUCAGACAUCGACAGCAAGAUUGUCUUCUCUCAGAUCCUGUCGGCUGUCAAACACAUGCAUGACAACAGCAUCAUCCACCGAGACCUGAAGACUGAGAACGUCUUCUACACCUGCAGCACCUGCGUUAAGGUGGGUGACUUCGGUUUCAGCACGCUGAGCCGCCGCGACGAGACCCUCAACACAUUCUGCGGCUCCCCGCCCUACGCUGCCCCAGAGCUCUUCCGCGACGAACACUACCUAGGCAUCUUCGUUGACAUCUGGGCCCUGGGCGUCAUGCUGUUCUUCAUGGUGACGGGGACCAUGCCCUUCCGGGCAGACACUGUGGCCAAGCUGAAGCGUUGCAUCCUGGAGGGGGUCUACGUGCUUCCCUCAUGGGUACCAGAGCCCUGCCAGAGGCUGAUCAGAGGCAUCCUCCAGCCCCAGCCUUCAGAUCGCUGCAGCAUAGAGCAGAUGAUGGGCUGUGAAUGGCUGCUGCCCGUCGACUUCCCGCGGGCCAUGGAGCCCUUUAAACUAGACCCGUCCUAUCUGGCGGAGAGCGCGCCGUCCGAGUUGGAGGAGGAUGAGGCAGAGGUGAGGUUGGAGCUGGAGACUUUAGGGAUCACCCCUGAGCACAUCUUGAAUAAUCAGGGGAAGGACUGCAGGAGUUCUGUUACGGGGGUUUACCGGAUUCUUUUACACCGUGCGCACAAGAGGAGAGCGGUAGAGAGCAUGCCCGUGGUGACUCAUGUGAUCGGGGCCAGCGUGACUAAAAAGGACCGGCUAAAAGCAUACCGCAGCUUACGACACACCUCUAAGCUCUGUGUGAUUCUGUGACCAAAAGCCUCAACCCCCAUUGUUAGAUGGUUAUGUAUUUUAUGGUCAAUAAGAGACCGAAUGUGAUUAGAUGACAAAUGAGGGUUGGGGGAAUAUUAAAUGAGUACAAAUCAAUCUUGAAUGUUUUUCUGCACAUUUUCAGCGCAGGUAGGAAAGCAGUGCCUGGAAAAAUAAACUGGAAAUGUUUCAGCUGGCAUUGCAGACUUGUUGCUGGCAUUUCACUGAUUGUUUGUAGUUAAAAUUGUUUUUUUGUUUUUUUGGGUGGAGCUUAUUCAUUUAAAUAAUGUUUGAUUCUGUUUGUUUUUUAUUGCACCAAUUCAGGCAAUUUAUCACAAUAUGAUCUAUUGUCCAUACAACCUAGGUCUAUAAGACAGACAAAAGUCAAUACGUUUGGCAUUUCUCUGAGAAUAUACUUUCACCUGGGUGUCUAAGCUCUUGACUUCCAGCAAACCGGUGAUGUUGUUAGGACGUCCAGCUGAGAGUGACAAAACUACCCUACGUGCUGGGGACAUCCUAACAACUCAUUUUGGUUUGCAGGAUUAACAUAUCAGACAAAGAAAAAUGUAACACAUUAUCUCGCAGAUACUUUUCUCCAAAGUGACAGGCAAUUUACGCACAUAAUAUUAAUGUAUGGAACCAUACAGCAAUCAACCACACCUCUGGUGUAGCCAUCAGUACCAAGUGUCUGAUCCUUAAUUCAGAUGUAGCAUCGCAGAAGGGAGAGAGUCCAGCAACCAGACUAAUGAUGAAUUGUAUGACUUGAAUUAGAAAGUAGGUAAUUGUCUUGAAAGUUUUAUUGCACUUUGUUUGGAUGCCUUUGUUUUUUUUCCUAAUUACAACACUGUUUGUCUGUGAAGGAAUGUAGCGGUGCUUAUGUAUGUUCGGCCUCUUUAAUUUAUGACUUCCUUCUGCCCUGCACCCUACCAAAGGAAAUUAGUUUGAUGACACUGGUCACUUUCCAGUUACAAGCUCGUCCACUUUUUUUAAUGUGCUUCAGAACUAGCACAGCUGAUACAGAUGGUCACCAAAUCAUCAAGCCCUACAAUUUUCAUAUUCGCAGCUUUUGUUCUGAAGCAAAUUGAAUAACUGGUCUGGCUGUGGGUACAUAACGAGAGUUUUGGGAUGUCAAUUGAUAUUUCUUACCCAGUUGGUUUUUGUGUUUUCAUGCCAGCUCCUUGCACUGUACAUAUCUAACAUGCUUGGCUUGAUAAUGUGCUAUGGGGUUUGCAAGAGCAUGGACAAAUCAGGGAAUGAGCCAGAUAUCUCUGGUCACUUGUUCAACUGGAACACUGAGCUAUUGGCCUGGCUGGGGUGAUACUGUAUUUUUACACCUUACUUUUCAACUCAAAGCAUUUGAUUUUCAGUUGCUAUUGAUAUGUGUUUUCUUAAAUAAAAUUCUGAAAUACUG
Molecule: messenger RNA, 3754 nt
Organism: Esox lucius (northern pike)
Lineage: Eukaryota; Metazoa; Chordata; Actinopteri; Esociformes; Esocidae
Gene: nim1ka
Product: NIM1 serine/threonine protein kinase
Exons: 8
Coding region: 988-2346 (452 amino acids)
Biological process (GO): intracellular signal transduction; protein phosphorylation; microtubule cytoskeleton organization
Cellular component (GO): cytoplasm
Molecular function (GO): protein serine/threonine kinase activity; ATP binding; tau-protein kinase activity
Source: RefSeq, a predicted model, not a curated record